CCUACACCCACCCACCCAGUCCAUCCUCAUCUCUUUGUUCCUGCUUGUCCCACUGCAGUCCAUUGAUUCGUCCUCGGAUGCUCUCCUCCACCAUCACCCCCCCACUGCUGCCUUCCAUCUCUCAUAAAAAAACAUCUUUCCCCAAUGUGUACGAAAUUGCAGAGCUCAGCAUUCUUCUCUCCAGGCACUUUGGAGGUAAAAAAAAAAACGGAGAGGAGAUAUGAGCAGGACGGGAGGGGCUCUGGUGCACCACACAACUGGCUGCCUUCCAAUUAAAGGAGAGAGCUUAUGUUAUUGAAGAGCUGCUGAGCCAAUCAGAAAGAGAGUACAGGCAAAGAUAAAAAAAAAAAAGCUCUGAAGCUAGUGGGCAAGAGGAUGGAGGGGAAAAAAAACUAAAAUCGCUGCAGUGUGUGAGUGUGUGUAGUUUUCAUCCCUCUUCCUGAGCAGAUCUGUAUCAGUUUGUUGUACUUCAGUCUUGGGGUACCAGUGUGUGUGUGAGAGUGUGUGUGUGUGUGUGUUGUGAGUUUCAGAGGAGCCGAGCAAAAGGUGUGUGUGUGUGCACGGCUCUGUUUGAUUCAUUUUUAGUCUCAAACUGGAAGUAGGAGAAAGUAAGAGGAGACUGAUUCUUUCUCUCCCUGUCUCAAAGUGUGUCGGAGUCUGCGGGAAAAAAAAAAGGGUCAAGCUCAGCAUCCAGAGGAGCAUCCUGCACAGAAGAAUUCYGGACUGACAACACUCUCACUGUGAUUACUUCCAGCUACUUCUCUCAAGCCAAGAUUUUGGCGAAACUGUGUGUACUGCCUAAGUGAUGAAGUUUAACUUGUUCAAGCACCAGACAACGCCCAUGGUUGCUGCUAAGCCGACAGGGGCCAGCGAGUUGAGUGUGACUCCGGCCCCUGUCGCAUUAGUCUCUGCCGAGAACACCACCGAACCAGCCAACAAGAACGAUGCCUUUGACGAGAUCAAAAACAAGUUCCUGAAUGAAAUCGACAAGAUCCCAUUGCCAUCCUGGGCCAUCAUCGCCAUUGCGGUGGUCGCAGCGUUACUGAUCCUAACGUGUUGCUUCUGCAUAAUCAAGAAGUGCUGCUGCAAGAAGAAGAAGAACAAGAAGGGCAAGAAGGGGAAGGGUGACAUGGGGAUGAAGAACUUGAAAGGAGGAGAGGAUGAGGACGACGAGGAAGACGAUGUGGAGCCAGGGCUAACUGGAGAUGAAAAAGAGGAGGAAGUGAAGGAGAAAGAAAAGCUUGGAAAGCUGCAAUACUCCAUCGAUUAUGACUUCCAAGAGAACAAGCUAACGGUAGGAAUUCUGCAAGCAGCUGAUCUCCUCUCCAUGGACAGCGGCGGCACUUCGGAUCCUUACGUCAGGGUCUAUGUCCUGCCCGACAAGAAAAAAAAGUUUGACACAAAGGUUCACAAGAAAACACUCAAUCCUGUCUUCAAUGAAACUUUUACCUUUAAGAUACCGUUCCAAGAGAUGGGAGGGAAGACUCUAGUAAUGUCCGUCUUUGACUUUGAUCGCUUCUCCAAACAUGACAUCAUUGGAGAGAUUAAGAUACCCAUGAACACCCUGGACUUGGCAAAGCCGAUCGAAGAGUGGCGAGACCUUGACAGCGCAGAUCAAGAAGAGCCAGAGAAGCUGGGUGACAUUUGUAUCUCCCUACGUUACGUCCCCACGGCUGGCAAACUCACCAUCUGCAUUCUGGAGGCUAAGAACCUAAAGAAAAUGGACGUGGGUGGACUAUCAGAUCCCUACGUGAAGAUUAACCUGCUGCAGAAUGGAAAGAGGCUGAAGAAGAAGAAGACGACAGUGAAGAAGAACACUCUGAAUCCGUACUACAACGAGUCAUUCAGCUUUGAGAUUCCUCUUGAGCAAAUGCAGAAAAUCCAAGCUGUGAUCACAGUGCUGGAUUAUGACAAGAUUGGCAAGAAUGACGCCAUUGGGAAGAUCUGGGUGGGAAGCAAGUCCACGGGGGCCGGGCUGAAACACUGGUCCGACAUGCUGGCCAACCCCCGUCGCCCCAUCGCCCAGUGGCAUCCGCUGCAGCCAGAGGAGGAGGUGGAUGCCGCCCUCGCAGCCCUGACUGCCAAGAAGUAAUACUCCCAUUCCCUCCACAUGCCCACCUGCCAUUUCCCAUCGUCUCCCCAAACCCCACAAAUCCAAGUAAAUUCCAGAAGAGCACCCCAUCAGCUCCUUCGACCACUUGCCACCACCACCUUUCAAAAGUUCCAUAGAAACUAUUCGACCUGAUGGAAAAUAUAGUUAAAAUAUAUCAUGUUCUAUACCAUCACUGAGGAAAGAAGACGAGUCACAGGACAGACAGACAGUUCAGUUCCUUUAGAUCUAUUUUUGUAUCGGGGUAGUGGUUCCAUUAAUAACAACAAAGAGUAGACUGCUAUAGUAGGAGUGCUAUAUGGGAAUAUUAUGGGAUAAAGCAUAUAUCCACUCAUGUUGUACUUCUCACCCUUUCCCUUUAGUGACAAAGUUUGCUUAGAAUAGUGCUUGAUAAUAAAAUGCUUUAUACUGCCAUAUGAUAGAGAAAUAACACAAGCAGGUCCAUUCCGUAGGUGUACUGUGCACCAUGUCCCACACCUGCCAGUUGUCAUCCUUAGAUGAUUUUGUUAGUUUGAAGUACAUUCCUAGAAAUGGGUAGCAAAAUA
Austrofundulus limnaeus is the source of this 2655-nucleotide messenger RNA. RefSeq names its product synaptotagmin-2. Gene Ontology annotation, molecular function: calcium ion binding; phosphatidylserine binding; calcium-dependent phospholipid binding. Bases 806 to 2092 code for a protein of 428 amino acids. The record is from RefSeq and is a predicted model, not a curated record. Gene Ontology annotation, cellular component: synaptic vesicle membrane; exocytic vesicle; axon. The transcript is spliced from 10 exons. Gene Ontology annotation, biological process: calcium ion-regulated exocytosis of neurotransmitter; synaptic vesicle endocytosis. Lineage: Eukaryota; Metazoa; Chordata; Actinopteri; Cyprinodontiformes; Rivulidae.